Molecule: messenger RNA, 6752 nt
Organism: Pocillopora meandrina
Lineage: Eukaryota; Metazoa; Cnidaria; Anthozoa; Scleractinia; Pocilloporidae
Source: the annotation of a GenBank genome assembly
AUGGCGGAGGCGGUGCUGGAGAGUGACAUUGCUUGCCUUGAUCACUAUGAUUACUUUUUCCGUCCGAACAUUCUCCAGGGGAAGGUGGCGUUUAUCACGGGAGGUGGUUCUGGUAUUGGAUUUACUAUUACUGAAGUUCUGAUGAGGUAGGGCGAUGAUUAUACCCCGCCAAUUUUCCCCUCACCCCUCACGCCCUUCACUGACCAAUUUUCUGAGGGGACCUGCUAAUUCCAACACAGUCACCUUUCUUAGGGGGCACUAAGACAGCCUAUAAUUAACGUUUGAUGCCUGAGAUGAUUCCAGUUUCUACCAAUCUCCUGCUCAAACUACAAAUAGAAAGCCAGAAAAUGACUUAGGUGCUUCUCAUUUCCAUUUAAUUCUUUCAUUGUUGUUAGACACAGCUGCUCUGCUGUAAUAGUGGGUCGGAAGUUUGACAGACUCAAAAAGGUAAUAAAUUGAAAAGAGGUCUUCAAAGUAACCGUUCUAGUAAUCAUUACAAAGCAGUAUAAGGAUAAAUUUUGACAGGCCCCUAUUCAAACCAGCUUACAGCUGAGCUGGGCCAGUUUGGUUAAAUAUUGCCGAGAAUGAAAUAAAUUAAACUUAAAUCAAUGUCAAAGUUCAUAGAGAGAUGUCUAAGGCGACUAUCGUUUGUCAGCGGCUCCCCACUGUAGUAGCAACUGUAGUGCUCCAAGCUGCAAAAGUUUGGCCACCAUGCUGAAGAGAAAAAAAAAUUUUGGUUGGAUGUGUUUUGUAGUAAAGUUCCCAAAGUGAAGAGGGUCAAACAUUUGCAUAAAACAUAUUAUUUCACAAAAUGUCAUUUCCUUUUUCUUUUUUUCCUUCUCUUUUCAUUUUUCUGGUGAGUACAAUUUUAUUUCUGGCCAGCAUUUCAUGAUUCUAGGUCACUAAAUGGUGACUUGAGUUGGUACACUUAAGUUUGAGUUCUAGACUGGUAUGUUUUGGGAACAUGACAACACUGAUACUGGGACAAUGUGUGACUCACAGGGGUAGCAAUAGGCUUUAGUUUGGAAUCUUGACUUCUUUGAUGUAGUUAUGGGUUUCUUUACCACAGUCAGCAUGACAACUAUAAAAUACCUUGCUUAAUAUUUUCAUCAUUCUUUUUGUGAACAAAUUUAGGCAGCUAAGAAACUGGAAGAUGUGACAGGACAGAAAUGUCUCCCAGUAAAGGUUGAUGUGAGAAAGGUGCAGUAAAUGGAAACAUCUUCAUUCAUGAUUAUUUCUAGAGGUUACAAAUUGCUCUCACUGACAAUUUUAAAAAGUUUUCUCAGAGUAAAAAUAUGUUCAGGCCUUAAAUCUGUUUUGUUGUUGUGACAUAAAUUGAUUAAGAAAUAAUCAGGGUGCCAAAUAGCAUGUAAACUUUGCAUAUUUUAAUAUUAAGCCAUUUUUCUGUAUCCUAACUGUGCAAAGAAACUUACUACAUACUCUGAUUCAGUAAAUGGUUUGAAGCUAGAAGCAGACUGUGCUAAUGAUUGAGCAAUUGCUAAUUCCAAUGUUAGUCUUCACAGUUGUGUAUUUGUACUACCACAGAAUAUUGUUGUUCAUCAAAUAUGUUGUUCCAGAAAAUACCCAUACCUACUCCUCUAGAAUUUCUGGAGAGGGCUUGGUGGGGGCUUCAAACAAAUGUCCCCUCCUUGGCUGUGGUGAGGCAAUUUUAUACUUCUCAUUUAUCAUAGUGUUUUAAGUUCUAUUUGUUGAUCACCAGGUGAAUGAAGUUGAUGCUGCCGUAGACAUGGCACUGAAACAUUUCUCAAAAAUAGAUAUUUUAGUUAAUAGUAAGUAUCAACUGUAAGAAUGGAGGAAGAAUCAUAUUAUCAUGUUGCAUCCAAGCCAAAUCAGUUCAAGUUUGCGUCAAAUCUGAGUCACAGACACCAAUGGAAAAAUAGACUUUAAAGUUUUUAGUUAUAUUUUACCAAAUGAGUGGACUAAGAUAAAUCCCUUCUUUUCAAUGAAGUUCAUUAUGUGAGUUAAAAAACCACCAAAAUAAAGAUUGAUGUUAAGUGCACUGCAUGGAACUCUGAGUUUUGCCCAGCACACUAACACUCUUUACUCUGAUUUUUUUUCUACUCACAUGUAGUACUUUGCUGAAAAGGAGAGACUGCUUGUAGCUACCAAAUGAGUGACCUAAAAUGGAUAUUUCCUUAUAUUAUCAGAAUUCAUAUUCUCCAUACUGUUCUCUGUACAUUUACUAAGGUGCUGACACAGAAAAUUUGUCCAACAAUCAAGAGUUUCUUUAGUUGGUGAUCAUUUUCUUUAUUCUCAUGACAUGAGUGUGUGAUUCAGUGGUGAUAUUGUAGGGAGCAAUUGGAUGCUCAUCACUCCUAAGGGUUAAAAGUUUAAGUCCAAAAAUUAAAAAUUAGGUUAGACAUUAAAAUCCACCAAAGUUCUGAACAAAGCACAGAAGUCUCGUUCCAAUUUGUUUCCCUUUAGGUGCAGCAGGAAAUUUUCUAUGCCCUGCAAGCCAGCUUUCAUACAAUGGAUUGAAAACAGGUGAGCAUUAAAAAUGACUUGAUUAGUUUUUAAUUUUUAGUGAGAGCUGAUUUUGUAUGUUGUUCUCUUGUUUGAUCCCCAGUAGAGGACUGUUGUCUGUGGAAGUAAAUGGAUCAGAUGCUUUUUUUUUCCACAACCUGAGUGGAAGUUAUACUCUGAUCAUUUACCUCUGAUAAUGAAUUCCACUCAGAUUGUCCAAGCACUGUGCAGUCAGUUCACUGAAAACUAUCCUCUUCAGGGAUAGACAACCAACUUGACAGAUUACAUGAUGGAAUUAUUGAGUUUUUUUGCCAAUAAUGUUCUGUAAUAGUUUAUUAUUUACAAUUUUUUUGUGAUAAUGUUAUAGUUUUUGACAUUGAUACUUUUGGAACCUUCAAUGUGAGUAAAGCUGUGUAUAACAAAUGUUUUAAGGUAAGAUUGUUUCUUUAAUUAACUGGAGGCAACACUUUUUAUCUAGAAGUAUGAUUUUACCUUUAGUAUUCAAUACCAGCUGUGUUUACAUCCUUAAUUGAUGAAUAAGCAUGUCUACUCAUUAGAAACACUGACAGUAAAAUUUGAAAUAACAGUGCAAUUAAUAAUAAGCUUGAACCAAUCUGCAGAUUUUACUCAGUUUGGAUCUGGGUCAUUUUUUACCCAUUUUAGUAGAAGGAUUAAAAAAAAGGUUACCUUGAUAGCCACAGCCAGCCAGUGCUUGUAAACAAGAAAUUGAUGGAAGACUUAGUUAAUUGUGAUAUUACUUGGAAACUCAGAAAACUCCAAAAAAACAAUUUUGGUUGUUAGAUUUUGAUUUUUAGGUUUACUUCGAUGGGCUGAACUUGAAUGUGACUUGUGGGUGCAGAACUGACUUGUUAAGAAUCAAAUCAAAUUCAUUUGGCUCUCAGCAACAGAGUAAUUAUUGUGGCUUGCGUUAGGAAAUAAGAAAUCCCAGAGCAGCAUGCUUCACUGAAAUUUUUCAUGAGGUAGAAUCUACCAAGUAAAUUGGUAUUUCUUUUGUAUUUGCACUGUCACCAAUGAAAUUUAUAGUGCCUGGAAAUACUAUUUUUAGAAUAAUGGCAGUGGUAACAUCAUCAACAUCACAGCCACACUUCAUCACAAUGGACACCCUUUGCAGGUCUGUAGUAAUUGUAUGCAAAAAAGCUUUGUCAGCUGCAUAACAGGAACAGGUAGAUUCAUGGUCAACUGUUUGGAGUAUGACCCUCACACAAUUUACCUAUUUCAACUGCAGUGGAACCUCCAUUCAGGGGACACCCAGGGACCAGGGCAAGUGUCCCCUAAAAAGAGGUUGGAGUUUGGUAAUAAUUUGCCAUAAAAAAAUCAUCAUCUGCAUUAUCCAAUAGCAAAAAAAUCUCUGUCAUCAAAUGAUGUGUGUUGUUAAAAAGGUCAUAUUGUGAAAGCUGUCAUCAUUGUGAUUAGUGUACACUUAAUCUUUGGGGUCAGUCACAUUUUUAUUGGUUGAGGUGUCCCCUGAAUGGGUGUUAAAUCAGGCUUUAGGACCCAGAAAAAGUGUUCUAAUCCCCUGAAUAGAGGAGUCUCUUCAAAAGAGGUAAUGGAUACCAAGAUAUUAUUGAACAUUUUUCUGGGACCAAAGUUUGUGUUCCCUGAAUGGGGUACUUCCAUUACUCUGGUCUGAGUAUCAGAAAAUUUGUCUUAUGCUCUACAACUCAUUACUUCUAUUUUUAGCACUGAGAAACUUGGUGUUAACUGAAAUCAAACAGUAUCUCCCAGUAGAUAUUUUUCUUUCUUUUCAUUACCUUUUUGCAUGAAAAUGUAUCAAUCUUGUGAGGAGAAAUUCCCUUUUGGUCAAUUUGGAAAAUGAAAGGAUUGUAAUUUUGAGGAAGCAUUUUAAAUUAAUUUUUUUCUCAAUUAGUGUCAUGCUGGAGGUGCAAAAGCUGCAAUUGGUGAGUUCACAUGAUUACAUUAUUGUAAACAUUUAUGUCAAUAAACAAAGAACCUUUUUCAUACUAUUCAAGUACUGUUAAUCCUUUGUCUUUAAAUAAAGUUCUGAGUUGCACAAUUUAUUACUGUAACUGCUGUUUAGAGAAUAAUUUCCUUCUCCACCUUAUACGUUAAUUUAUCAUGCAGAGAAAUUUGUUUAGUCAAAUUUUUAUGGUCAGGACUCAAACAAAUCCCUGCCAUUAACCAUUUUACUUCCCUAAGUGGCCAAGACAAAAUUUUGCCUUACGAUAUCAGUACAAUCUCAUGAAGAAGAUUAAGAAACAGUAAUGACAAAAAGUAUCAAUAAGGGGAAUAUCAGUUGAUCCAGUAUUAAAUUCUCUGAACCAACAUCAUGAGACUUGUAUGGCAGACAGUAAGGAAAAUUACGGCUAAUGAGAUCUGGCAGUCAGAGAGGGUUCAGCAGGGCUAGGAUUUCAGAUGUUUUCUCAUACCCUUUAAUCCCUGAUAAUCUGUUUCUUAUCUCUUUAUCAGAGGGUAUGUCAAGACAUCUCGCUGUUGAAUGGGGCCCAGAUGGUGUGAGGGUAAACUGUGUUGCACCUGGUGCUGUGAAGGACACAGAGGGUUUCUGUAGACUAGGUAACAAAUUACAGAGAAUUUACAGUUGGAAAUAGAAUCUGCAUAUUUUACCUGCACCUAAUUUAAGUUUCAUAUCAUAUACUUUUCAUAAGCUUAGAACAGAACAGAGGCCUGGAUUGCAACUGUUUUGAUUGCUAUGGUGAACAGAAACAAUUUUAGCAUCCAAAGUUUCAGCAAAAGCAACCUGUGUUUGGCAGACAUGUGGAAAGCUUUUAAUCAACAUUGUUAUAAUAGGUUUUAAGAGUCUAAAGUUAGGCUGAGAUAAACAUUUUAUUGCUUAAAAUGAAAUGAAUUUUGGAUAUGUACAAUUAUUUAAAGAAUUAAUACUUUUCCUGGCUGAAAGCUGGUCUAAAGAUUUUUCAUACUCAAUGUUUAACAUUUAAUUUACCUUAAUCCCUGUUCCACUUACAAGGUAGUGCACUUCACAAUUUUCUUUCACUUUAAGUCUGAAGGAAGCUUUAACUGUACUACAUCUUCACAGGUGGCAAACAUCUCCCACCAAACUUCAUUGAGAAUGUACCUUUACAAAGACUGGUUUCUCGCCAAGAUGUGGCAGAUAGUGUACUCUUCCUGGCGAGUGGUGCUUCAGCUUUUAUCACAGCAAACACACUGGUGGUAGACGGUGGUAGUAGGAUUACAAAUUCUGUUUCCAUGACCACAAUGAACAAGGCAAUUAGCAAGCUGUGAUCUGUGAGAAUCAUGUGUCCAAUUAAGUUGUAGCUGAUGGGCACUUGUGCAAAUCCCAAUUACAUGCUAAUUUUUUUAGGCUCAUUUUUUCUGUAGUUUCUUUUAUUUCAGUUAAUCUUAACCCUUUGCACCCUAACACAAUUUCCUUUAUUCUCAUGAUCUAAAUGAAUGAUUCAGCAGUAUUACAGUAGGGAGAAAUUAGACACUGGUCACUCCAAGGGUUUUAAGGGUUAAAAUAACACUUCAUCACUUGUGGAAUAUUUGCAGGUCAAAAUACAAUAUAGUAUAAACUUGGAAAUGUGGAACUUGAAUGACAGUGGUGGGAACAUUACUUGUUGCCAAUAGGCCUUGGCUGAUUCAUAUAAAGUUUCUUAGGAGAAAAAUUUUUUAAUAUGUUUUAUCACUGUGAUUACGAUUUUUCUUGGGCUUUUUACAUAGCAUGAAAGUCCCAUCAUCUUGAAGCUGCAUGAUACCAACACAAUUCCCUUUACUUGAUGAUAUACCUGCAAAUUGCUUAAAAUUUAUUGUUUUUUGGUUUUUUUUUGUUAAUCAAAAGUACAAGAUAAUUGAUUUUGUUGGGCAUCUUUAAUUUCUUAUCAAGAACCUGAAGUCUUGCAUCAACACUAAGAAAAUGUCAAAAGAUGUCCUCUUUAGUACCUUUCCAUCUUAGGUUGGAAGUAUUCAGGGAAAGUAUGGUCAUUCAAUGAUAAUUUUCUCUUCUCAGACUCAUUCAAGUUUUGGUAACUUCAAGUCAAAUUUGUGAAAUAGCAUUGAGUUUAUUAGCCAAGGAUGAAAAACUGUGUGAUACCGGUAGUUAGCAGGUGUAUUGGAACAGAUUCAUGAUUGAUGUCUGCUCAUGGCUGGCAAAUUUUGUUAAGUGGAUAUAGAAUAAAGUGAUAUAAAUUAAAUAAAAUUGAUUUUUGAAAAUAAGCAGCUGAUGAUUGCAUUGAUUGACUGAUCUUAACAGACCCUUUCUUUGACCUGAUUUUAAUAGCUAUUAAGCUAGAAAAGGUUUUUGCAAACACCCA